AAGGCAUGUUCGAGCUGAGGUCGACUGCGCAAAGCGAGUACCGGAAGCUCUUUAUAAUAGUCACUCCCAAUCCGUUGCAACCGCAAUCACCGCUCGCUCAUUCUCCCUUCCUUUCAUACCACCACCAUGUCCAACAAAGACUAUUACGGAGGUGGUCAACCACAGUACUAUCCCCCACAGGGUCCACCUCAAGGACAAGGCGGUUAUUAUCCCCAGGAACCACAACAGGCUUACCAGGGUCCCCCUCAAGGCUAUGGACAGCCUUAUGGUGGACCGCCCUACGGUGGCCAGUACCAACCUCAACCACCACCCCAAACAGUCUAUGUUCAACAGCAGGACAAGGGUGGAGGAGGAGGGGGAUGCCUGGCCUGUCUGGCUGGUGCCUGUUUAUGUUGUUGCGCUGAGGGUAUGCUUUGCCCCCGUUUUCGUGGAAUUCUGAUUAACUCGACCUUGCAGAAAUCUGCUGCGAUUGUCUCUUCUGAACUGGCUUCACCUUGUAUGCACUCCUACUUUCUCUCGUUUUGACUGCUUCGUUCUCUCCAUGCUAUUCACGGACCAUACCACAAUCCUCAAUGGGUUUCCUUGACACUGUAACGUACAUCAUAAUGCCCAUCUGGAUAUCCGAUAUCGUAUUGUAAUUCACGUUUGGUCCUAUACUCAAUUUA
This is a messenger RNA of Somion occarium, 665 nucleotides long. Lineage: Eukaryota; Fungi; Basidiomycota; Agaricomycetes; Polyporales; Cerrenaceae. The record is from the annotation of a GenBank genome assembly.